Messenger RNA from Drosophila takahashii, 1150 nucleotides. Its product is annotated as phenoloxidase-activating factor 2-like. The record is from RefSeq and is a predicted model, not a curated record. Lineage: Eukaryota; Metazoa; Arthropoda; Insecta; Diptera; Drosophilidae. Gene Ontology annotation, molecular function: serine-type endopeptidase activity. Gene Ontology annotation, biological process: proteolysis.
CAAAAUGGUUCGCCUUUCGAUCCUUUGUCUGCUUCUGGGGCUCUACGGGGUCCAGGCCCUUUAUUGCGAUAAUUCUUACGAAAAAAAGUGCGUGGCGCGAAAUCAUUGCAGAGUUGGCUCCGAAACCGGAACGCCCAUCAUGCAGUUCCAAUUUGUAGAAAGAGGCAAUGGAGGAUGCUCUGCUGCCGAAACCUGCUGUCCAAUCACGGAAAUUUCACCAUUUCCAAUCACGAAUCAGGUACCCUAUCGACCGAUGCAGGGUUGUGGAAACGUAAAUCGCAAUGGCCUGACCUUCACCAUAGCCAACUCGGGGGACACCGCACAGGAGGGCGAACUUCCCUGGAUGGUGGUACUCCUGGAUGCCCAAUAUCUCCAGCCGAUCGGCGGUGGCUCCCUGAUCGCACCGGAUGUGGUGCUCACGGCCACCAGUGUGACCCGGAAUCUCGCCGAGAACCAGUUCAUUGUGCGGGCUGGAGAAUGGGAUCUCGAUACCAACACCGAGCUGCUAAAACAUGAGGACGUGUUGAUCCGGAAGAUCGUGCUUCAUGCUGAAUUCAAUGAGGUAACCGGGGCCAACAAUGCGGCCCUUCUUUUCCUCGCCAGACCUCUUCAACUGUCCCGCCACAUAAACCUCAUAUGCCUGCCGCCACCGGAUUGGAAGUUCUCAUGGAAUCGAUGCAUCGUCAGUGGCUGGGGUAAGAAGAACUGGAACGACAUCAGCUACAUGAAUCUCCUGAAGAAGAUCGAGGUGCCGUUGGUGGACAGCGCCACGUGCCAGAGGCAAUUGCAGGGAAUAUUUACCUCAGCCUUCCAGCUUCAUAACAGUCUGAUCUGCGCCGGCGGAGAGGCUGGCAAGGAUUCAUGCGAAGGCGACGGAGGAGCCCCACUUGCCUGUCCGAUCCAAGGCGAUCCCACUCGCUAUGAGCAGGUCGGCAUCGUCAACUUCGGAGUCGGAUGCGGAGAUAAAAUAGCUGCAGCCUACACCGAUGUUUCCAAAAUGAGACCUUGGAUUGAGUAUCAGAUCCAACUGAAUUCAGGUGGCGACCAUAAAAUCGUUUUAGAUGACUACUACACAUCAAGUACUACACCAACUACUACAACGCCAACAACAGAGGGUGCACCCUUUCCCAUGGAAAUUGAAAUUGCUUAA